Moesziomyces antarcticus is the source of this 3306-nucleotide messenger RNA. RefSeq lists its product as uncharacterized. Gene Ontology annotation, molecular function: metal ion binding; glycerophospholipase activity. The record is from RefSeq and is a predicted model, not a curated record. The transcript has a single exon. The coding region runs from base 1 to 3306 and encodes 1101 amino acids. Gene Ontology annotation, cellular component: cytoplasm. NCBI's taxonomy places the organism in Eukaryota, Fungi, Basidiomycota, Ustilaginomycetes, Ustilaginales, Ustilaginaceae.
AUGGGCAACAAGGAUGAAGCGACCAACAGCACGGGGGAGGAGGACCAUGGCAAUACGGUCAAAACCUCCGAGCAGUCGUCCAAACAGCGAAGGGCCGACUUUAUCCGUCAGGCAUCGCAGCCGCUCGUGAAGCGUACGAGAUCCAACACCAGGAGCAAAUCCUCGUCGUCUCCACCCAAGACCAGAGAGCCGUCUUCUCACGACAUCCACGAGACGGAAGAGGAACAUCAGCCUGAUGUCAUUGCUGAGCAGGAGGAAGACGACCAAGGCCCAGCCCUGCAUUGGCGAUGGGUGCGCACCACCGAGUCGGGCAAGGGCUGGGAGUCCUUUUCAGUCAGAGACAGUCGAUGUCUCGAGUCCGCCUGGAAGUCGUGGACCCAGCAGCAGGGCGGCUCGCUCGAGAUUCCCGAACUGCCCGAGAACGACGGCAAGGUCCAGGCGGGAGAGUUCCCGGACUCCAAGCAAGAUUGGCAGGCCCCAGACCCAGACGCGGACCCCUCACCUUCCAAGGUCGCCGUCGCACAAGACCGACUCUACGAUGCCGACAUUGCCGGCUUUUCGAUGAGCCCUGUCUUCUGGAGAGGCCCCAAGCUGCGCAUCAUGCGCGCAAGCUGGUUCUUUGAAUCGAGCAAGCUCACUCCCUGCUCCACUGCGCUGGCCGCCGAGCUCGAGUCGCACUUUCAGACGCUGCGCCCGUGGUUCUCGUCGUACACCGACGAGCUCAAGUCGUCCGUCUCUCUCGGCAGCGAGGCCGAAGCCAAGCUCAAGUGCAACCUCAAGACGCUCAAGAACAGCUACGUCAUCUUCCAGGGUCCGCGCCUCGCUCGUCUCUACAGCGAAGGCUUCUCCAACCGUCUGUCCAAGCAGUUCUUCACCGCCUGGAGCGGAGAGCACAGUGGAGGUCAGCUUCUUAUUCGUGGCUAUCAGACACUUGUGCAGCUUAACGAAGCCAAGCGAGGCGGCUUUACCACCAAAAGGACCGCGCGACGUCCCAAGUCGCAGUCGAAUGCGUCGGAAAAACGUGCUUCCGUCCCUAGAGUUUCCGGAGAGGGUACGCAGGAUCUCAAGAGGCGCUUGGAAGAGGCGUUGAACGACGAGCAUUCCGACGCCGUCGUUGUCGACGAUGUAGCUACGAUGGAUAUGGACCUUUCAGAACACAGCUCGGUCAAGCAGGACUCGCCCGCGCAGGGGCCUCGUUCCCUGCCAACAAGCGCUUCACAGGCAUCGUUGAAUGUGGACAGGACGCACAUUGAAGCAACGCCGUCCAGGAUCGGUGCCAAGGCCGCCUUGCGCAACAUCUCCAUCAUGGCGGCUGGAGGCGUGGCGUCCACCUCGGCACCCGCCAACGAGCUUCUUCGAUCCGUUGCGUCCAGACUCGGCGUCUGGAACGGCACAGCUCAAGCCUCCUCGUCCGGAGAGCAAGAAAGCGACACCGACUCGCAUCGAGAGGCCGAGGGCACGCUCACGCCGGCGCAACAGGACGACAUCAGCGAGUCGUUCAAGGAAGCGCAGCGCAGGAUUCAAGACGAUCUGCCCGCUCCGGGCACAAAGCCAGCCGAGGCUGCUGCGGCCGAGCUGGAAAAGCAGGAUCAGGAUACCACCCAGGAUCCGGAAGAAGGCGAGUGGGACGAUCCCGACGCCUUUGACGACGAGGAAGAGCGGCGCGAGGCUCGCGCUGGCAGCGGACGUCCUCCCGAGCUGCUGCUUGCCAUCCAUGGCAUCGGCCAGAGACUCGCGGGCGAGUGGAAGAGCUUUGACUUUACGCUGGCCAUCAAUACCUUUCGUGCGCUGCUGCAGUCUCGCAUCGACACCAACAAGCCUCCGAGCGACAUUGGCGGUCGAGGUCUGGGUGGUCUGGCGGCGCAGCGUCACGUGCAGAUCCUGCCGGUGCACUGGCAGACGGGAUUCCACCAGAUGGAGGACGACGAAAAGUGGGCGGACCACGACUCGGACACCGAGGAUCCGGACUCGAUGAUGUACGACAACGGACUCGAGCUCGAGAUGGACCACAUCUUUGGCGAUGAUGGCAUCCCCAUCGUACGCACGUUGGUCAAGGACGUUUUGAUGGACAUCCCCAUGUAUCUCUCGCAGCACAAGAGUCACGUUAUUCGGUCGGCCAUGUUGCAGGCCAAUCGACAGUAUCGUCUAUUCGCCAAGCGCAAUCCGGACUUCGAGGCCAAGCAGGGACGCGUGCACAUUGUCGCGCACAGUCUCGGCACUGUCAUCUCGUCGGAUCUGCUUUCGCAGCAACCUGAUCGUGUGCCCCUGACCAAGGACCUGAGUGCACAAGAGCUGCACGAAGCCACCCAGCGACACUUGCUGUUCAACACGCACAGCUUCUUUGCAGUCGGCGCACCCGUGGCGCUGUUUUUCGUGCUGCAUCGUGCGCAGCUGAUCGCGCGAAGCAAACGCGUACGUUCGAGCCGGUUCGUGCAGGACCAGCCGGGCGUAACGAUGGAUCGCGAGGGUAAAUAUGGCUGCCUUGCCAUCACCAAUUUCUACAACAUCUGGAACCAGUUUGACCCCGUCGCCACGCGAGCCAGCCCCUGCGUCGAUGUGGAGUACGCCAAACUGCUCAAGCCGGUGCCGCUGAGCAAGGUGGUGCGCAGCGUUCUGCGGGCCGAUCCGGAAGCCGACAAUCACGACAUCGCCGAGGAUGGCGGAUCGCAGUCGUUUGGCUAUGGCAGCAACAACGAGUCGGACGCAGGUGUUGCCAAGCGAAAAGCGGCGGCGGCCAAGCGAACCAAGGGCUUCUUCGGGUCGUGGAGUCGCAAAGCGGGUGGAGCUGCAUCGUCGUCGCUGGGACAGGCGCGGGCAGCCGCCGCUGCGCGAGGAAAGUCCAAGGCGUCGGCGGCAGAAGGAGGAGACGACGAUCAGACGGAAGAUGAAGGUGCGCCACGAUCCAGCCUGGAUGUCUCGGAGACCGAGGGGGACAAGGAGGCUCGGGACAAGGUGGAGAAUCUGCGCAGCAAGAUCGCCGCCAAGGCGCUCGAAGAAGAGGCGCGCAGGGAGGAGCGAGAGCGCAAGGCGAGCCAAGAGAGGAGCAAGGGCAUCAGCGACAAGCGACGUGCGCGGGCCGAGGCGAGGCUGCGAGCGCUCAACCCGCUGCAUCGCAUCGACUUCUACAUGCCUGUGGAAGGAUACAGCCUGCUGAGCUCGAUCAACCAGUACGCCGAGCUCAUGACCGCCCACAUGAGCUACUGGACCAAGACCGACUUUGCCGACUUCCUCAUCACGCAGCUCAUGGCCGACGACGAACGGCUCGAACGCAGUCUGGAUUACAAGGACGUCGAGGGCUGGGAGUAG